Messenger RNA from Myripristis murdjan (pinecone soldierfish), 2927 nucleotides. It is a transcript of the gene tab3, whose product is annotated as TGF-beta activated kinase 1 (MAP3K7) binding protein 3. The coding region runs from base 291 to 2168 and encodes 625 amino acids. Gene Ontology annotation, molecular function: ubiquitin binding. Gene Ontology annotation, cellular component: extracellular exosome. The record is from RefSeq and is a predicted model, not a curated record. Gene Ontology annotation, biological process: positive regulation of canonical NF-kappaB signal transduction. The transcript is spliced from 7 exons. NCBI's taxonomy places the organism in Eukaryota, Metazoa, Chordata, Actinopteri, Holocentriformes, Holocentridae.
CUGUUUGAACGACUUCCUGGUCCAGAAAUUUCUGACAUUAUCGCGAUAGGAAGCCUGCUCUUAUGCAGUUCAGCGACAACGGCCCUGAUACUGGAAUACGAAACUACCGUUGUUAUCUAGCACAAAAUCAAAAAACCUGCGUGUGUCGCUUUAGAAAGAAAGAGAAGCACCCCCCGGACUCUGCUAUGGUCCGAGACAGCACCGAGAAGCCAGACAUAUGGGGAUGAGAGGCAGUCAGUUAUUUCAGCGUUAUCAGCUGUGGGCCCGUUGACUCUCUGUGCUGGCUCAGGAUGGCGCAGGGAGGCUCUCAGUUAGACUACCACAUCCUGCAGGACCUCAAGCAGCGCUUCCCAGAGAUCCCAGAAGGGGUAGUGUCCCAGUGCCUUCUGCAGAACAACAAUAACCUGGAUCUCUGCUGCCACCUGCUGGCUCAGGAGAGCAAUAGAUACCUCUAUGGGGAGUUCCACCACAGUCCAGAGGAGGUGCGCCUGAACCGAAACCACAUGCUACUGUGUUAUCCACCACCAGAGGCAGGCAAGGCGAAUGGAGGAGCACCGGGAGUGGGGCGCUCUCUAGUGCACAGCUCCAGUGACAGUCACAUUGAACCCCAGCGGCCCAACUACCCUGAGCCACUCUCAGCGCCUGCUACCAUGGCCCCCUCCCCAGGCUACAACCCUUUCUUUAUGAACGAUCAGAGCCGCUCGGCUAGCACACCCACGCCUCCCCCCACCAUGCAGGGCAUGUCUCCCACCUACUCUCCAGUUCCGCGUUACACUAUGAACCCUAUAACAGUCACCUUGUCCCAGAAUAUACCCAAUGCCCCACAGGCCUUGCAGAUCCCCCCUGGGCACUAUGCCAACAGUGGCAAUACCACUCUCUAUAUUCGACCCUCACCUUCCCAGAGCCCGCAGCCAGCCCCCUGGUCCUCUUCUGGCACACCGGUUUAUCAGCAUCAGCAGUCCCCCUACAGCACUCCCACAUAUGGCUCACCCUAUAGUUCCCCUCAGCAUCAGGUUCAGCCUCAGCCCCAACCCCAGCCCCAACCCCAGCCACAGCAUCAACCACAACCCCAGCCCCAGCCACAACCCCAGCACCAGCAGUAUGUCUUCCUCCCCAUUAGCUCCCCAACCCUUCCCAGCAUGCCCUAUCACCACCAGCAACAACCCCAGCAGCAGCCACCUGUUUACAGGCCCUACCACUCCAAGAGCUCGCUCAAAAACCAGAUUGAGAUUACCCUGGAGGGCCCAAGGCCCCGCAGUAACUCCCCUGUGCACAGCCCCCACCCCCAGGGAGCUCUCUACAUGGCUACCAGCCCAUCACCCAGCUCACCCUCCAGGGGCAUCAGUAUGAGUGGACCCCCAGGGCCAGCUUCCUUCCACCCUGGUAUGUACCGGCAGCACCAGGGCCCCACAAGACCACGACCUGCCUCCUCUCCCCAGCCAGCCCAGCCGGCCUACACCUUUAAAAUUAAAGUCUCCCCGGGAGGCCAAGCACAAAGGCCCCCCAGCUCACCGCCCGUAGCUGAAGCAGAGUCUCUCCUCAACAUAGUAGAUCAAGGGGAGCACAAUGCUGCCCCUGCACCCAUCCUGCCCAUCUGUGCUCUGCCAGGGAACAUUUCCAGCCAAUUCCAGCACAUGCCGCGACGUUCUAGCUCAGGCUCUGAUGACUAUGCCUACACACAAGCUCUACUGCUCCACCAGCGGGCCAGGAUGGAGCGUCUGCUGAAGGAGCUGCUGCUGGAGAAACAGAAACUGGAGCAGCUGAAGGCUGACGUGAACAACAUGGAAUAUGACGCCCUCCAGAGACGCUUCCGACGAGUCAACUCCACUAGUCUCAUUCCCAGACCUGAAGAGAUGACCCGAUUGCGGAAUCUGAACAGACAGCUGCAGAUUGAUAUCGACUGCACCCUGAAGGAGACAGAUCUGCUGCAGUCUAGAGGGAAGUUUGACCCUAAUGCCAUGAGCAACUUUUAUGACAACAUUCAGCCUGGUCCAGUGGUGCCGCCCAAGCCUGGGAAGAAAGAAGGGGAGCAGGGCUCCAAACUGGUGGCGGGGCCCCAGAGGGACGAGGACUUCGAAGGUGCCCAGUGGAACUGUGAAAGCUGCACCUUCCUCAACCACCCUGCACUCAACCGCUGUGAACAGUGCGAGAUGCCGCGCUAUACCUGAGCUAGGCACUGCGUUAUAUUGCCCUUCCCUGCCGUUCCCUGCCACCCCCAGAUAGUAUAAGCCCCACCCUCUCAAAUUCUGCAGCUCCACGCAGAACGUCUUGCCUAUGUCUAGAGGCCCUCUUCCCUUGUCAAUCUAUAUAUAAGCCCCUCCUACCUGCUGAGGAAGAGCCACUGUUUCCCUCUGCCCACCUCCCUUGUUCCCUUCAACUACUUCCAUGCACUUUGACCCUUGUUUCCAUUGGCGGAUGACAAUGCUUUUCCAAGACAGUAAAGAGACUGUUCCCAUGGCAUUGUAUAAAAAAGGGAGUGACAAGCUGCGACCAGGAUAGCAGGUGGGCGGGGCUUGAGAACUGUCAGAAUGAAUGAGAAUUAAGAGGAGCUACGGUUUACCGAGCGAACAUUCCAUGCAGAAUGAGUGACUGCCCUGUUUACACAACUGCGCCUAUUCCUGAACUGAAAAUGGAGGCACUUCACUUUUAACCAGGAACUGUGACUCUCACUCUGAAAGUGGGAUGAUGAAUGCAAUGGUAUAUAGGGUCUGACUAAUGCGUUAUGUAGACUGUACACUGUAUCUGGCUCUGUGUAAGAGCUCCUUUCAUUGAAUGAAGAACACUAAAGAGACUCGCAUAUGAAUAUAUUCCUGGUACUUUUAUGCAUAUUAUGCCACACUGUAUUCCGUGUUCAAAAGAUGUUAAUUUCCUGUGCAAAUGCCUCAAGUUGCUGUACUUAAUAAAGGAGCUGAUUCUAUGUGACCUGA